Messenger RNA from Paramuricea clavata, 4312 nucleotides. Lineage: Eukaryota; Metazoa; Cnidaria; Anthozoa; Malacalcyonacea; Plexauridae. The record is from the annotation of a GenBank genome assembly.
UUAAUGUCGAAAGAUAAAGGAGUAAAACUACCUACUUCAAAAAAUAUUGAGGUAUACUUUUAAAACGAUUAACUGCCUAUUUUAAUGGAAAUUUAAUUAUUAAAAGUCUACAAAACCUAAAAAUAUACAAUUUUGCAGAUAAAAUUGGAUAUUUUGAAUAACGAAGAAUUGCAGAAGGAACUAAAAGCUCUCAAAGACGUUUUUGCAGCGUCUUACGGUCCGACAGGACGGUAAAAUAUUUACAAAUUUAUAUUAUAUAAAUAUUUUUUUCUGAAUUUUACAGCCCAAUGAGCUCUAUGUCAAUUACUCAAUACUGGAGUGAGCACCGCCGUAACUUUGGACGUGAUCUUUUUCUCUCAUUUAGGACCAAUUUUAUCCAACAUGUUUCUGGCGGUCAUGUGACUGUUACGUCUAGCUCAAGUCAGAUACUGAAGAGCAUCACGACAGUAUCAACCCCCCUGACUAGACUGCUUUUGCAGUCAGUUCAGGGGCACGUGAACCACUUCAAUGAUGGAGGACUCUUUACUGUUCUUUUGACAAUACAGUAAGCAUACUUGAGGCCCUUGAGCUGCAGUUAACACUUUUAGAAUACACCCUUUAUAAUACGUACGAGUACGUCACUUUGGCAUAGGACCUCGUUUUCAUGUAUGGAACAUUGAACAAAUGGGGAUCCAAUAUCUUCCGACCUUCUUGUGAACGCAAUCUAAUUAGCUUUUCUCACGGUCGAUUUUUCCGCCAUUUUGGGGGUACUGCCCUAUUGAGAGUCUCCGCACCACGAAAUACAACUUUUCAGUAUUGUAGUUGUUUGUAUAAUGGUAAAUUUACAGUUACAACUUUUAAAAAUCGCUUUUCACGUUGUUUGAAUUAUCUAGCCAGUCUAGGAUCUUUCACGAGGGCAGACGCCAGACAGUACCCCCAAAAUGGAGGAUUUUUGCCUUCGUGAGAAAGGGUAAUUAGCAUCAUUGACAUUGACCUCAAUCAGAAUAGUAUUCAUUUCUUUCCAUUUCCUUUAGACUGAUAGAAUCAUCAUUAAAAUGUGGUCUCCCAAGGCAUACAGUGAUUGCAAUAAACGAGCGUGCUCUUACUACGAUCCUCACACAACUCGAGAGUUCAGAUCUCCCGAUCAAACUUUCAGCAGAUCUCGGCAAUAUGAACCAAAUGCUCGGUGUCAUACGAUCAAUUCUCGUGACAAAACCUGCAACUGGAUUGACCAGCAACGAACUACAAUCAUUGGCUGUCGUGUUGCUACGUGUAAGAUAUUGAGUAAAAUUAUUGUUUGACAGCAGACGGUCAUGGUCAACUUGACAAUAUUGACACUAAAAUGCGAGCAAAAUAUCGUAAACUUAUUUGAAUUUGCCUCCAAAUACAAGUCAGAGACUACUACAUAUAAUGAAAAGAGUUAUUGAAUUAACAUCAUUUUCUCACUCUGAUAACUGCAGUGAAACCAACGUAUUUUUAAUGGCAUUUUAAUUCCGAAUCAUUUUCUAGGGAUUUUUAAGCUGUAUACCUACAUCUAGAAACAAGAUGGUGUCGUUGGAUAAUUUGAGAAUUCAAGACUGUGAAGGACCGUCAGUCAGCGAAUCGCGUUUGAAAAACGGAAUUUUAUUGGAGGCAAAAUGUCAUCCUGUUAUUGAAACGAUCUAUGUAUGUUGAAACUCUUUUUAAGAAAAUAAUGAAAACGUCUAACGACGUCGAGAAGUUCGGAAGCUAAAACAAACUUUAUUAAUAUCAACUUUAACGCCCGUAUUCUAAAAGCUCACUCACACUCAAUGAGUGGAGGUUCAAUCUGAGCUUUUCUUGAGUGUCAAUGCUGUUUUUGAAUAGCUGGAGGGUGAGUAGUCACAUGGUAAGGUAUGACACUAACCCUCCAGCUAUUCAAAAACAGCAUUGACACUCAAGAGAAGCUCAGAUUGAAUCUCCACUCAUUGAGUGCGAGUGAGCUUUUAGAAUACGGGCGUAACUGUUCUCUCUACAGGUCCAGUAAGGGCAAUCUCUUAUUGGCUCAGUGUUACAACGGAGAAAGAAAACCUAUGGUGUUUGACAGCUAAAGUGCAAACACUUUACCCAGUGCACGAGAGAUAAAUCAUGAUAAGACAAUUGUACAUUGCAGGGAUUAAAUUAUGGUCACAGAUCUAGAGGUAGAAGGAACAUGUACCAGCCAAAAAUCCUGUGAAAAUACUAAAAGAAUAUUUCAUUCUAGGAAGGUAAAGAUGGUAUUAAAGUGGCGCUAUUUGAUUGCUCUCUUGCGGGCAAUGUUAAUGAUGGAUGGUUGGAUAAUACCAAGACAGAAAUCUCAAACAACUUUCUCACAAUAGAAGAUAACGUUUUAACAUCAAUGAUGAGAAUGGUGGAUAGCUUGAUUGAUCAUGGAGUUAAACUUAUAGCUUGCCAGAAAGUUAUUCACCCAACCCUUCAACAAUACAUAACAAGAAAGGGCUUGUAUGUUAUCGAAAGGUUGUCAAUUUGCCACAUUGAAGCUGUGCAGAAACUGACUGCAGCUAGAUUGUUAAGCUCUUUCCAAGGCAAGAUGACUGAAGACAGUUUUGGUUUGCUUAACAAGAUAAACCUAUUGGUUAUUCACAAGAAAAGGUAGUUGAUUUUCACAUGUACUAUGAACUGCUCUGCCAUAACCCUAACAUUAGCCCUAAACCAAAGCGAACUCUGUUUCUGAGUUUAAAUUCUAAACCAUCUUGAAAACAUCGUCCAUCUCUUUUAGCCAUUACCAUCUGCGCCUGUGCUUUUGCCAAUGAUUGUAUUUAAAGACUGAUUUUCAUUACACAACUUUUGCCUAAAACUGACGCAUGCAACCUGCUUACAACUCGAGUUGUAAAUCAAGCACACAAUUCUCCUACGUUGUCGUAGUUGAGUGCUUGAUUUACACAGUACAACUCAAGUUGUAAGCAGGCUACAUGCGACAGUUUUAGGCAAAAGUUGUGUUGUGUAAAAUCGUCCUUAACAGGACUAAUACAUCUUGUACUAACUCCUCCAGGUACAUUCAUUUAAUCCCGAAUUCAAGCACGCAUCCCGAGAUUUCCACGCUGAUGUUGUGUGCCCCAGAUGAACAUGGUUUAGACGAACUAAAGUUACUUUGCUCGGCAGUUUUACAAUCUUUGAAACAGCUCCUAUAUCAGCCAUUCCUUGUUCCUGGUGCGGGAUGCUUUGAAACCAUCAUUGCUGGUUUAUUGAUGCAAACUGCUCAAGAAUUUGAUGGUUUGCCAGAGCUAGAUUGUUCCAAACGUAAGUGAUGAAAACUUAGCCUUCUUAAGCCUUAGGAAAACAGGAAAAAGUACAUAAUGCAAUGCUGUUAAGUGGUCUUCACAAAGUGCUCAGUCGCCUUGAAUUAAUCGUUUUUUGUUAAUUUCUUUUAGAGCAAUAUUCGAGGGGACUUCACUCAAUAUCCUCAGUCUUUCUCCACAUUGCCAGAACACUUGACCAUGAUGGUAAUAAUCAUCUAGUUGACAGAACCACAAUUCACCAUUGGCUCACUCAACCACUGGCAACCAAGCUUACCACCCCUCAACACUGUCUGUGUGGCCUGGUAACUAGUCACCAGGACACUGAAUGGUACAUGACUGAAGAAAUGUGUGGUAUGCCUAGGGGUAUUGAUGUGCAUAGGUCAUCAACUGGGGAUGUCAAGAACUUUGAGAAUGUAGUACUUGAUGUUAUGAGCAUGAAAGUGAAUGGAAUAAAGACAGCAUUUGAAACGGCAAAUACAAUAUUAAGAGUUAAACACUUUGUCAAAGAAAUUUUUGAAUAAAUAGACUAAGAUACUAGUUAUAUUGUUUGUAUAGCUAGGUUCCACUAUAAAGGAUGGUUUACACUAUCAAAGUUUCUGUGAUUGCAUUAAGAAUUUUGCAUUAGCUAAGUAUUUUGCAUAAGAUUUUUUGAAGGAUUUGUAAGAAAUGUUUGAGAGAACUGACUCGGUGUUUAACACAUUCCGUCACUAAGUUCAUUCCUACUGUGAUCAUAAAAACUUUGAGAUGGAUAACUAUGGAAUUAAAUUUAUUAAAAAAUAUAUACAUACAGCAUUUACAAUAGGUUAUUGGGUUGUGUUCAUUAUAAAAACAUUUUCAACAGGCCUAGAAAAUGCAAGUAAAAUCAGUAAAUUAGUACUGCUUAGUGACAACAGAUUACUUUUCAUCUGUAGUUUAAAAACUUCGUUGGUUUCAAUAUCACCACUCACCUAUCAUCGUCGUCAGUGGCAACAAGACCAAUUCUUUUAACAACCUCCAUACCUUCACUGACUCUCCCAAAUAUACUGUGUUUACCUGUAAGUCGAAGGGUUUCAUAGAUGGAAAUUUCUGAAUUAAAC